AUGGGUUCAAGUCCUACCAAAACGAUUCUUGUUUGUACAAAUGAACUCGUGCAACAACCAGUAUCAGUCUAUGUACCUUUAGAAUCGCUCACUGAACCAGUUGUCCGUUCUAUAAUUUCAGUUAUAACUUCAUCUUAUGAACUAAAUAUGAAUUAUAGCCAACGUACUCUUCUUAUGUUCUUACUUGCAAUCGACGAAAAAUUGCAACAAAUUGAAAAUAAAACAGAUACAGCUGAACAAAUAUCCGAUGAAAGUAUUAUUCAGCAUGCAAAAAACGUUCGUCAAUGGCUCGUAUACAAUAAUAAAGAGCCAUUAAACUGGGACGAACUUCGUAAAAUAUAUAAUAAAAUGACCAAACAAGAAUACAAUUCUUUGGCGAAUUAUUUCGGAGUCAAAGAUGCAGUUCCUUACUUUGAAUUAACAAUGAGAACUCCAUUCAAUGAUGUAAAACGAUCUCGUGACUAUAUAAAUAAGUUUCGCAAGGACGGUUUUAAGCCUGAAGAACUUAAACUCUAUUGGAACGUAGAACAACUUGAAAAUCUCUGUCCAAAACAAGGAGAUCAGUCAGAAAUAACACCGCCACAUGAUCCGUCAGAUACCGAUGCUAUUGAAAAUCUUCGAAAGUUUCCUGUUUACGAUCGAAAUCAUCGUGUCAAGAUUAACUACAUUAACAAAGGAAUUGAAAAAGCUGUUUUUGAUGUACCUAAAGAUGCUCAAAUCAUUGUUCUAAAUUUUGCGAAUGAACAAUCACCAGGGGGCGGUUAUUUACGACAUGCCAGGGCACAAGAAGAAAUUAUUCUUUACAAUUCAGAUGGUUAUCGAGCAUUACUUGAUCUCAAAUAUCAACGAAUGAACGGUGGUUAUGCUAUACCCGAAUUUGGAUUAGCCUAUGUUCGUAAUAUACGUUUCUUUGAUGCAGAAUCAGAGGAACGACAUCGUUUAGCAGAUAUGUUGGUGUCGGCAUGUUACUGUUUAAAUGGAUCUGAACUUUAUGAUAAUCCGAGGACUCCUGAGGAGUUGAAAAAAAAUAAUUUGGCUAAAUUUCGUGCAUUUAUGGCAGCAGCUGUUGCAAAUACAAUAGGUGAUGGUAGUAAUACUUAUCUUUUACUUGGACCUAUUGGUACCGGUGCAUUUGGAAAUGAUGUUGAAGAUAUAGCUGAAUGUUUUCGUGAAGUACUCGAAAUGCCAAUGAUGAAUUCAACACGACCUAUUCGUUAUGCUUUUAGUAAUAUUUGGUUUGUUUCUAUAGAUGAUUGGAAAAAUGAUAUUUUCCACAAAAUCUUACCUAAAAGUGAAUCUGAUAAUGCUGAAGAACUUUAA
Rotaria sordida is the source of this 1320-nucleotide messenger RNA. NCBI's taxonomy places the organism in Eukaryota, Metazoa, Rotifera, Eurotatoria, Philodinida, Philodinidae. The record is from the annotation of a GenBank genome assembly.